This is a messenger RNA of Gamsiella multidivaricata, 2878 nucleotides long. RefSeq lists its product as uncharacterized. The record is from RefSeq and is a predicted model, not a curated record. Gene Ontology annotation, molecular function: protein binding. Bases 120 to 2783 code for a protein of 887 amino acids. Lineage: Eukaryota; Fungi; Mortierellomycota; Mortierellomycetes; Mortierellales; Mortierellaceae. The transcript has a single exon.
CUUACAAUAAAAAAACCUUCAAAUCCUGUCCACCGCUCUACAUCAUCGAUAUUGCGCGCCAUAACCACGCAAGGCCAUUAUCACACUACUUAAGCUGUCUGCUUGCUAAAGGAUGAAUCAUGGAUUCAUUAUUGUUCGAUCACCCAAAGGCCAUGCCGACAUUGCCCCCUGAAUGCCUGGAGAUCAUCUUCAGCUACUUGCGCUACGACCUCGCCUCGCUGCACCGUCUGCUUCUAGUCUCGCGUGAAUUCUUCCGCUUAACAGUUCCAAUGCUGUACCAAAGUCCCUUUCGACUAGCUACAGGUGCCCCAGACCCAGCUUCACGUAUCAUAUCGUUCUCAGCAGCUGGAGAAUCCAGAUCUUUUUCUGCGCCCAGAUAUCGCACCGCACAUGAUUCAACAAGCGGAUGGGCCAGAUCCCUGGAGCGGACAAAGUUGCUGUCGAAGCUACUGAUCCAAGAGCUCAAAAUUGACAAUCUCGGUCAAAUUUCACGGCCAACGGUGCAUAAGGCUCCCAUUUUCGAUGACUGGGGCGGACUGGAGAACGUGCAGCCGUUGUUGGCACCAGUGGAUCACCAUUUUGGGCCGAGACGAUCGGUUAAUUGGGACAUGCCUAGCGAUUGGACCAGCAACAACCACUGGAAUAUGAACUUGGCACCAUCAGAGGACGAGAAUUGGGGUUCAGGACAUGCACGGCAACAGGAAGAAUGCUCCGAUCUUAUCAACUUUGAAGAUAAUGGUGACGAUGUUGGAUCUGGUUCACAUCAACAACACCAGCAGCGGACCAGAACAAUCAGCAACGAUGAUAACACCCCUCAGAAACGAUCAAGGACAGAUCUUUGCGCGAACUACUUCCAGUAUUACACACGCCACGAUCACCAUGCGAUUGGCUCGGUCAUCCGCGAGCUAUAUCCUGGAGCAGGCAGGCGGGAAUGCGACAAGUACAUGGUCGAGAUCGAGCGUGCAAUCCUUCUCCAUAAUCCUGGACGAAUUGAGUCGAUCUAUAUCCAGUUGCCUAGUGUAAUAGUCCCGCAUUUGCAGUCGAACAUCGACAAAUUUGAGCAGCUUGCGAUGAUCGAGCUAAAUGAUCCGGUUUGGACUGACAAGGACCUGGCGAUGGUGCACAAGUUCUUGAAGGAUUACUCGGCUUUGUUUCCGGCAGUCCCUCGAUCAGCAGCAGGAGAGGGCGGCCCAUACAAGCAAGGUAUCGAAGGAACAACGGUGACCUCGAUGGUGCAAAGGGGUAUGCGUCGUCGAGCAGCCGCCAUCCGCCACUUCAAGUACGCGAGCUUCCGAAGCUACUGGGACAAUACUCGACUUGACGGGCAGUUAUUUGAUCCAGUACAGCUAAUGAAGGCACUGGGUCCAGGACUGAAGACCAUCGAUUCUAUCUACUGGCCAAGGACGCAAUCUGCUGACUUGGAGACACUCGACGUGAGUGCGCUAUACUCCCUCAGGAUUUGGUCCCAGGCUACGCCCCACGAGGAUUUGGCGUUCAGUCGGCCUGAGUUCCUGUCGCGGUGUCGCCAAUUAAAGAGCUUGGAGCUAUUUUCGAGUUCGAAGGAUAUGUUUACAUGGGCGGUGGAAGAUUGGAACGCUCACAGGAAAAAGAAUGCAUUGCCGGAUAAUGACGAAGCGCUUCAUCGUCUCUACCCUCGGAUGCAGCCCUCGCCUCAGCCUUCACUCAUGAUGAAACCACAUAUCCGUCCGCCAGUUUCACUGCGACAUCUUCGGAUCCACGGACCGACAGAUCAGAUCGUUUACGAAAUUCUUCGCGAUGCCUUUUACGGAUUUCGUGAGACGCUCGAGACACUUGAGGCGCGGUCGGAUAUGGAGUAUGUUGAAGGCGAAGCAGAGUGGAUGGAUCAAGCGCAAGUUCUGCUGUUGGGCGGAGCGACAUCUGCGUUCAGAGGAGCAUAUCAUGACACUGUCGGAGCCAGGCAAGGACAGGAACCAUCGCCGGCGAGGAAUAUGGACGAUGAAGGAUGUUACGGCAGUCUGUCCUCGAUCGCUAGGGGACCUUUGCUGAUUCAAUGGAGCGUCUCACGCCUGACGAUUCUGGACCUGGUGGGACCCAUUGCGGGUGUAUUUGACCUGGGGUCCCUUCGACAAAUGCCCAGUCUACACACAGUUUGCUUCUGGAUUACGACCCAGCCGAACGCAUGGUUCAAUACACGCGCCCGAAAUCGUCCCUCCGCCCAUUGUUUGACCAGUGAUAAUGGCCAGGGUCAUGAAAGAUACGAUAUGACAGAUCUCCCUUUCGUGACCUUCCAUGCGCUCAAGCGGGUGUUAAUCCGUGGACCGUGGAUUGAGAUCACGGACAGGAGCUUGCAAAGAAUGAUUGACACCAUCACUGACCACAGCAACUGCGGCGACGAUUCUGACGAGAUCGAUGGAAGGUGGGGAAACCAGCUGCUCGAAUUCUCAGUAUUGGACAAUGCCCGAGUGACCGUCCCUACGAUGAUUCGACUUGCCUGUCAAAUGGACCAACUGCAGGUAAUGGGCAUGAGCUUGAACCUACCGCCACCACCAGAUGCAGUUCGUCCAGAGGACGUGUAUCCGUACGAGUACAAUCACCCGCUUGAAGGAACAAACAAGUAUGAUUUAGAGGAGCCAUUUUCUGAAUCGACAGAGUAUAUGGAAUCUGAUCCAGAUACCAUUGCGCGUAGGAUGAUCAUGCGGGCAUCAUUGGAGAUGCCAUGGGUGGAUCUGGGACCGGAGGCGAACCAUCUAGGACGGCGUGCCCGACGCGAUGGAUACUUAAAUCGAAGGUGGGAUCUCUAAGUCCGCCCUACCGCUAGUCUAGACUAGAUCCCAGAUUUAUUUUCGGCCAUAUAAACAAUAGACGAUGAAACACCAGCAUGUGCUGAGUGAGGGAG